This is a messenger RNA of Pomacea canaliculata, 6976 nucleotides long. Its product is annotated as mitochondrial coenzyme A transporter SLC25A42-like. NCBI's taxonomy places the organism in Eukaryota, Metazoa, Mollusca, Gastropoda, Architaenioglossa, Ampullariidae. The record is from RefSeq and is a predicted model, not a curated record. The transcript has 8 exons. Gene Ontology annotation, biological process: transmembrane transport. Bases 160 to 1236 code for a protein of 358 amino acids.
AGCUUUAUUUGACUAACCAAGAGACAGUUUAGGUAGACUUUAGGCUGCGUGAGUGUGACGCUGAGGUGAAGCCAACAGUCGGACAGACAUUAUUAUUCUACGCGCUUUUCAAUGGAGCUGUUUGCCUACAAGACAACGACUUGCAACAUUUGGUAAGGCAUGAUGGGUAUCAAGCUGCAAGAAGCUGGUGUAGAACUGUUGACAUCAUCAGGGGAGGCAAUUGUGGCUGCUCAUAUCAUGGGAGGUGUAGGAAAAGAUGGUGUAAAACACAUUUCAACAAACAGCAGCAAUGGACAAGAUGAACAGUAUCAUCAUGAUGAGCAUAAAAUCAAUGAAAAGGUGCCCACUCAUAGUAAGAUCCUGACAUCUCUUGUAGCUGGAGCCCUUGCAGGAUCCGUUGCUAAAACUGUUAUUGCCCCUUUAGAUCGCACCAAAAUCAACUUCCAAGUUGCCAACAAACCUUUUUCAUUCGGCAAAGCUUUGAGCUUCUUGUAUAAAAGUGCAAAAAAUGAAGGGAUCCUGUCCCUAUGGCGGGGGAACUCUGCCACCAUGGCACGCAUUGUGCCCUAUGCUGCCAUCCAGUAUGCUGCUCAUGAGCAGUUUAAAAUUAUGCUUAAUCCUAGUAAGACCAAGAAACAUUUGCCACCAGCUCGCCGCUUCCUUGCAGGGUCAUUAGCUGGGGUCACCUCUGUAGCCUGCACCUAUCCGCUUGAUCUUGUCAGAGCUCGCAUGGCAGUCACUGCUCGUGACAGGUAUCACAAUAUUGUAGAGGUUUUCCUCAAGAUUUACAGGGAAGAGGGCCCCAGGACAAUGUACCGUGGUUUCACACCUACCAUGCUAGGUUCCAUUCCAUAUUCUGGCACAAGCUUUUUUACCUAUGAGAGUCUUAAGAAAUUCCAUGCAGAGACAUUCAAAGGUCGAGAUCCUAAUCCAGUAGAAAGGUUGAUAUUUGGAGCCUGUGCUGGAUUGCUGGGACAGUCUGCUUCAUAUCCUCUGGACAUUGUCCGGCGCCGUAUGCAGACAGCAGGAGUCAUGGGUCAUGCCCAAGAUUACACAUCAAUCAUAGGUACAGCUCGGCAGAUUGUUGCUGAAGAAGGUGUGAUCCAGGGCUUGUAUAAAGGGCUAAGUAUGAACUGGAUCAAAGGGCCGAUUGCUGUUGGUGUCAGCUUCAUGACUUUUGACCUCACACAGCGCUGGCUUCGAAGACUAGAGGUUUUUCAUGAUGGUGUACGGUAACCUUCCCCUAUACAAGGGAUAAACAUUUGUUGCAGAAGUUUUACAGUGAGCACUCAGAGUGCCUGUCAUUGUAUAUUUAAAGUCUUUAAAAAAUGUGAUAUGUACAUCUGUACCAGCGGGUGUCAACUAUUUUGUAGAGAAUGUAUCAGAUGAAAAGUUUGCUUUGUGUGUGAGUGCAGACAAGGGCAUUUGGGUGUGGUUUUGACAUGUUGUUGUGCACAUUCAUGUCAUUUUUGUCACUUUUUUUUACCCCAGACUAGCUUACAACAAGCUUCCUGACUAUAAAAUUUGGUAACUGUGUGUGUACAUGUUGCUGACAGCAAUUCAAGUUUUGAGUGCUACUUCUACAAUAGAGAGUACACAAAAUAUUGGUAUGAAAUGAUGACAACUGACAUGAGUAUGCAUAAAAAGAAUAUUAAAUCACGUUUUUCUUUUUCUUUGCGAAUACUAAAAAGCAGUUUAUAAUUACACAAACAAUGUUUGCUUAAUAAGAUUAAGACUAACAUGGUCACUAUUUUUAUAAAAGUAAUUUUUAUAAAAAGUAAUCUUUAUUACACACCAAACAUUGAUUCUUAAGAUUUAUUAUUUUUCCCCAAAAUUAUCUAAUAAAAAUCUUAAGCUGCCUCAUUAUCCCUGAAAUAGCAUCAAAAUCAUUUCAGUGAAGAUAAGUUGCAGGUAGAUCUUCUAAUUAAGUUGUUCACUGAUGUGCUUUGCAAUCAAUGUGGAUGAAUUGAUGCAAUCGAGCUGUAGCAGUGAAAGCAUUCACAUCUGUGAAUGCAAAGGAGUAGUUAAGGCAUGAUUACCACAUUGAUUAUUUUACCCUGCUUGAAUAUUUCUCAAAUAGAGAAUGUAAUGUGAUGCAACUGUUUCAUUUAUAAUUUUCCAUGAAAAUUUAUUGCAACAUCAAUAUCCUUUACGUUUGCGCAACAAGAAGCAUUUUUCCCCUGCCUCAUGCAGUGAACAGUUGAUAUUAGGAAACACCUUCCACUGCUAGAGUGUCAAUGUGUAAAAGGUGCAUGCUCUUUUCUUUAAUUUCUUACAAUUCCAAGCGAACCCAGUAUUUUUAUAUGUAUAUUUAAAUAUCCUUUUAAAAAUCCCAGCAAAAUGAAAUUAUCUCUUAGAGGAGAGGUAAUUAUAGUUAAAAACUCUACCAACAUGAGCCUAUGUGCAUAACUUUCAAAAUGGAAAGAAAAAAACAAGACUCCUAUUAUGAAAAGGUACAUAAAGUAUUCUUGAUGUCUUGUUUCCAUAAAGUCUUGUGAUUGGUAGCUCUGUGCAUCGAUGAAAAUUGUUAUGACUAGCACCUUGGAUCAUGAUACUGAUUGCAGUAGUUAACCAUGUUCCCCAUCAUUGAGGGGGGGACGGCGGUUAAAUGUCACACAAGUUAGCGCCUGUCACCAAUACAGUGAAGAUUAGCUGUUCUGGGUUCAAAUCUUUUCUUGUGCAUGCUUGUCUGUCUCUGCAUGUGGAAUCUGUUUUACUGGACUGACAGCUUUGCCAUGAUAUAGCCUUAGUUGCUGGCUCAGUGUCAAACACCAGUUUUUCCCCCACACGCAUAUACAAUCAUUGGAGUAGCAUUCUUGACAUUUGAUUUUGUAUGGGGAAGAUGAGUAUGAAGCUUUGAUUGAUCUUGAUGGUAUCAGCAGCCUGUGUUCUAUAAGAAACAUAAUUGCUUCAAGGAGCUUAUUAUCAUAGAAGUAAUAAUAAUGUGAAUUUAUAACAUGCAGCAUCAUGACCAAGAUAUAUUGCACUAUCUGUGCAGACCAAUAAUGAUAAAUGAAAUAUAACAGCCAGUGGACAGUGAGGUACGUAAAGUCACACUGUACAACAUAAGAUGAGGUACAAGAGUAGAGUGUAAAACAGUGGAUGAAGGGACGUAAAUACUAUAAACAAUAAGAUGAAGUCGUUACAUGGUGGUUAGCAUGACAUUAUUGCCAGGGAGUUAAGAAUGGUAAUUCAGGGAUAGUACUUUGUGAACAGACAUGUUUUCAGAGACUGUUUGAAUGUAGUCUUGGAGUCCGAGUGACGAAUGUGAUGUGGAAGAGAGUUCCACUGCUUAGCAGCACAAACGGAGAAUGUAUGUUACUGUUUUUCGUGGUAGGGAUGGACAGAAUGCAGUAGUCUGAUGAGGAGCGAAGGUUUCGGGCAGGAAUGUGGACAGACAAAAUUUCAGUAUAGUGGGGAGAGGAGCCAUCAAAGAAUCCAUAGCAUACAGUUUAGAGCUUGUAGUUCAUUCUAGCUUGGUAAGCAAUGAAGAGAGUGAAAAGUGCUGUGACAUGCUUCCACUUGCAAGUCCAGAAAACGAGACAAGCAGGUGAAUUUUGGACUUUCUGAAGCUUAUCAAUGAGGUACUGUGGAAGCCAGCAAGAAGAGAGUUGCAGUAGUCUAGUCAGAACAAAUAAGCUGAUGAGAAUUUUGGUGGUUGAGAUGGACAGAGUAUGACGAAUGGAGCUGAUCUUCCAGAGCUCAUAGUAUGCAGAACGGCAGAUGUGAGAAACAUGCUUAUCAAGAGACAUGUCAGCAGACAUUAUGUAAUCUAAGUUACGUGUUGAAGUACAAAAGAACAUCGGCAUCUCUUACCCGAGCAGAGACAGGCAGUGAAGGGUAAACUCCACUCUUCUCUUUGAAAAAAUUAAAGCUUUUGUUUUUUCAUCAUUUAGUUUUGACUUGUUGUGGGUCAUCUAUUGUCUAAUAUCAGAAAUACAAUCUUGGAUGUUUUGGAUAACGGUGUGUGCCUGAGAAGGAGAACAGCUGGUAUACAGCUGAGUGUCAUCAACGAAGGAUUGAUCAGAUAUAGAGUGAGAUUGAAUUAAAGUAGUAAGUGGCUUCAUGUACAUGAUAAAGAGGAUGGGACCAAGUACAGAACCUUGGGGAACUCCUGAGUGAAUAGAGACUGCUGGAGACAUGCAACCAUUCACUAUAACCGAGUUCUGAGAGAUAUGACUGAAUCCAGUUGAACGGGGAGCCUGAGAUACCAUAGAGCAUACUGAGUAUGAAUGAGAGUAGUGUGGUGCAUAGUAUCAAAGGCAGCAGACAGGUCCAACAUUGUGAGAAAUGAUAUCACCUCUGUCCAGAGCAGACAAAAUGUUUGUCACCUUAAGCAGGGCAGUCUCAGUGCUACGAAAAGGCUGAUAAGCAGACUGUGAUGCAGAAAUCAAAUGAAGGAGGAGUAAUAUUAUUGACACGGCAUUUCUUACUGGUAAUAGUAUAAACACAUUCUAUUUUGGGGGGAAAAUAAUAGAUUUGUCAUCGUUGGUAAACAAUAGGCUGACACAAUGUUGACCUUUUUUUGCAUAUGGUAUAUUUACGAAUUAUAAGAAAUCUGUACUGCCUAUGGUCACUGGCUUUUUUCAUUUUGUUUAUUUAUUUUUAGAUGGCUUUCUGACCCAGGAUUGAAAAACAUCUGAAAACAUGUCUGACCCAGGAUUGCAAUUAACAUGCUUCACCCCAUCCUUAUGAUGUCUGAGUUUGAACAGGCUGGAAAAUAAUUUGGAAUGCAUUUGUAUUAAUGUAUUUGUUUUAUUGGAAGUGGUUUUGGUGAAUGCCUUUUGUUAUGCUGAUUUAUGGAGUUACUUUGUAAUGCACUAGUCAUUUAAUCUGUGUAUUGCAUAUUAUAAGCAAGCAGUCUUAGAAGUCAUGAAAAAAAAAUCUUCAAAACUUUUGAGAUUAUUGUAGUUUACCCUUAAAAAAAAAAUCGCUCUGCCAUGGAGGACUGCAGACUGCAGGUAAGAAUAAUAAAAUUAGGCCCUUUUAUAAGAGCUCCUGAUGAGUGCAACACCAACGUGGCUUUCUUCGUGCUUGCUAUCUGUGCUUAGAGUCUACCAGAAGCUGGAUUAUUGCAGAAGUCUUUCUCAUUAUUUCAUGUUAUCUAUUAUUUCAAGUCUCAACUGCAACUCUUUGCCUUUUCUGUACCUGACCUGAAAAUCUGCUGUAUUACUAUAUUAAUAUUUUUUACACAUCUUACGUUUCUCCCAUACAAAUUUUAGGAGUUCUGUCUUUACAUAUUGCGCUACUGCCUUAUUUGUUGUCUGAAAAUAUAAUUCUCUUAACUGCAAUAUUCCUUUUACUGCCUGAUAACUUACAUUGUUUGCUCUUUAACCAUUUAAGUGCCUGCACACUAUAUUUUUUUUCACCAUUAUGUAGAAAUUGUUUAGGGCAUUGUCAACUGCUGGCAUUACUGCCAGAGUGCCUUUAGAUUUUUGCAGAAAAGAUGAGUGUUACGUUUUUUGAUAUCACACUCCUUUUAUUGCAAUGUGGUCUGUAAUAACUGCUAGAAGAAAACACUUCUUCAUCCCUUCAAAUUACUAGUGGGAUUUUCUUUAGCUUUUUUACUUUUGUGUGUUUGCAUUCAUUCAACAUAUAUGAAACAUCACUUAACAAAGAGGAUGAACAUCUCACUAUGUAACAUUCACCUCUAAAAUGUAUCUGUUUACAUAAUGUCAUAUGAUUUACAACAGGUAGAGCUAAUGAAAAUGAUAUUUAAGAGCACUAGUUUUGUAUUAUUAAGAGCUGGUAGUCACGGCUGCCAUUAAAUAAUCACAGGGGUCAGGCUAGAAGACACAGAAGCAAACUAUUUAAAGUUUUGUAGUCCUCAUAAACAGUUAAGCUUGCUAAACAGUUGGUGAAGCUAGGUGGAAUGUGGGUAGUGAUGAUAUUUUAAACAAUAAUGUACAACUUAGUCAUGUGCUAUAACUCAUCAUCAAUCCUGACUGCUUCUAUGCAACACAUAACUAAGAUCUGUAUGCAAGUCCAACAAAUGGUAAAGAAUUUGAUAAUGGCCCACUUUGUGUAACACUCACACUGGCCUAAAAGAAGGGUCACACUUAAGAAGUUCUUAAAAAAUUAGAACUGAAGCAAACUUGAUUUGAGACUUGGCACUCUAUAAAUACUGACAUUCGUAACAAAAUUGUCUUGUUCUGCCAUAAGGUCAGAACUCUGUACUGAUGGAACAGGAGUACAUUGAGAAGUAGAUCUGUGACAAGAUAUUGAGGGCUGCUGAAUUUCUGUUCUAGACAGUAGUUGUUUGAAAUAACUUUUUUUGUGUGCACUAGUUGGUAGCUAGUCAAGGUAACCAGAUUCUGAAAUGACAAAUGCUUGCUCUAUGUAGAUGCAUAGAGAGGGAAGAUAAAUAUUUUUUUCUGUCCUCUUUAGUAACAUACACCCUUUAUCUUUUGUUAUGUAUGUUGCAGCUUAUCAAAAGCCUAAAAACUGUUUUUGUAAAAAUUUUUAAAUACAUUCAAGUUAAUCUUUAAAAUGUUAAUCUUUUGGCUAUUAUGUAGUACUCUCAGUACUAGUACCCAGACUGAACAGUUGCUGAUAUAAUUUAAAGCAACUGAGUUAGAAAGUUGUGCCUCAGGGUGUGUACAUAAUGUGCAAUUUCUUAUUGAAAUCAUAAGCGAUUAACUUCAUAAAUUUAUUACAGCCUGUCAGUGCACUUGUAAAUGUUGGAACAGAUUUUGUGCAAUUCAGGUAAUGAGGUCGUCUUGUAUGACCUUGAUCCAAUGCCAGUAAAUGUGUGCACAGUGAAAAGAAAUGAAAAAUGUGUGUGUGUAAGUGAUUCAGUGUUGGUGAUGAUUUUCGGCUGUGGUGAGCCAUAAUAGAUGAACAUUUGCUCUGUACGAGCCCAUUUUUGCAAGGUAGAUGUUGGGAUGGCUUGAUUUGCAAGUAGUAUGCAGCUAUAUUUUUGUGAUGUUUGAAUAUGAACUGUGUGUUCACAAAAAAUAAAAAUAAACAGACAAUU